This is a messenger RNA of Eimeria tenella, 1089 nucleotides long. RefSeq lists its product as uncharacterized. The record is from RefSeq and is a predicted model, not a curated record. Bases 1 to 1089 code for a protein of 362 amino acids. The transcript has a single exon. Lineage: Eukaryota; Apicomplexa; Conoidasida; Eucoccidiorida; Eimeriidae.
AUGCAAGCGGAGAAGGAAGUGCUGCAGUGGGAGCUCUUCUUCCGCAGACGCAGGGGCGUCACCAUCAACAGCAGCAGCAGCAGCAGCAACAGCAGCAGCAGCAGCAGCAGCGACUUCGGCGCAGCAGUGAAGGGACAGCUGAGGCUGCAGCUAGAGCACGCUGCAGCUGCCUCUCCGCAAGCACGCAAGCAGCUAAAGGCAGCUCGAGCAGCAGCAGCAGCAGCAGCAAGAGGGACUAAGGCCCCGCUGCAGCUCUGGGCAGGCCCCAGCAGUGCCCCAAUUAGCCUGGCUUCAGCUGUGCUGCAGCUGCCCCCUGCAGCAGCAGCAGCAGCAGCAGCAGCAGCAAUGGGCCGGCCCAGACCUUCUCCGCGACGCCCGCAAAAGAUGUCAGCAGCAGCUCCUGAUGCUGCUGCUGCAGCCCCGCCAGCAGCACGAGCUGGAGCAGCAGCAGCAGCAGCAACAGGCGCAGCAGCAGCUGGUGCUGCACUUAGCGACCUGAGGAGCCCCAGCAAGCGAAACUCGCUGAGGAGCUGCUGCGCUAUUUGCUGCAGGCCUCUUGCUGCUGCUCCUGGUAAUCGGACUGAGUUUCAUUUGCCUUCCAAAGCAGCAGCAGCAGCAGCAGCAGCAGCGGCAGCAGCAGCAGCACAUGAUGAUUCAGACGCAGCAGUGAACACGCCGCGUGCUGCUCCCAGAGGGUCGCCGCAGCAGACAACCCCAAGGACCUUCGCUUCAGCAGCAGCAGCAACUGCGCCGGAAGCCGCGGUUGCUGCUGCUGCUGCUGCAGAAUUGGAACAGGAGCAAGAACAGCAACAGCAGCAGCAGCAGCAGCAGCAGCCGGAAAAGAUCGUGGUAUUUUGGUGUGGCCACUGCAUGCACAGCAGCUGCUGCGAACGGAGCAACGGCUACCUUGAAAACAGCAGCAGCAGCAACAGCAGCAGCAGCAGCAGCACCGCCUCCGAUGACAUGAAGCUGUCUUGUGCUUUGUGCGCAUUUGCUGCUUCUGCUGCUUGGAGGGGGACGUGGGGCCCCACUGGCUGCUGGGGAGCAGCAGCAAACAGCUGCCUUGCUGCUCUCCCCGCAGACAGCUAG